AUGGAUCGGCUGGAUGUAUUAGGGGAAAAUGAGGCGUUACAACAAUUCUUUGAAGGCCAGGAUGUACACAGAGCCUUGGAUAAUCCUAUGGUGGACACGAGCAUGCUGGAGGAGUAUCUUAGUAGUGACUAUGCAUUUGGGGCACUAUUACCGGACUCUCCACCUGAUUCUGGAUCAGAGCCAUGUUCACCCCCACAGAUGAAUGGUCGAAUCCACCCUACUUGCUGGCCGAAUGGGUUGCAACCCUCACUUUCAACACAUUCUUCAGUAUCCUGCAGAUACAUGGAACAAUUACCAAACCCUGGAAUCCAUUCCCUUCCCACUUCACAGGACAACUCCAUGAAAGUGAACAACCAAGGCACAUCUUGGAAUGGCUCUCCACCUCCAUCUUUCAUGGAAUACAAUUAUCCAUGUAUUCAACAGAGGGUCUCUCCAAGCAACAGGUCUUCGCAUUCUUCAUUUAAGAAGCGAAAGCAUGUACACUUGGAAGAAAGAGAGAACUGGUCACAGACCUGGAAUAUGGAUACAAGACAAUCACCCCCUGCUGAUUGCAUGACUGAUAUGCAUGGAUAUGACAGUGAUGGUCAGACAGUAUCUUCCAUUGACAAAUGUUAUCAGUCACUGACGUGGAAGCCAUAUCAGACCUCACACUGGAGUUGCCUGUACAAUACACAUUCUGAGAAAAUUCCUGCGGUGGGAUACCAAGUAAUCACUGACAAAGGAUUUAACUUUUCAACUGUGGAUGAUGCCUAUGUAUGCCAGAAAAAGAACCACUUUCAGGUCACAGUUCACAUCCGAGUGAUUGGAAACCCCAAAUAUAUCAGAACACAGUUGGGCCUCAAUCCUGUUGACAGAUUUAUUUUGAAAGUCUUUGGAGUUAAGGUAGAAGCAAUGAACCAGACAAUCACCAUUGAGCAGUCUCAGUCUGACCGCUCUAAGAGAGCUUUCAAUCCCAUUACGGUAAAUUUGCCUCCAGAUCAGGUCACUAAAGUAACUCUGGGAAGGUUACAUUUUAGUGAAACUACAGCAAAUAACAUGAGAAAGAAAGGGAAGCCAAAUCCAGAUCAAAGGUAUUUCAUGUUGGUGGUGGGUCUGUAUGCUAUAAGUAAGGAUGAACCUUAUCUAGUAGUAGCACAUGUCUCCGAAAGGAUCAUUGUAAGGGCAUCAAACCCUGGGCAGUUUGAGAAUGAUAAUGAUGCCCUGUGGCAGAGAGGGCAUGUCCCAGAGACAGUGGUGUCUCACGGUCGAGUAGGAAUUAACACUGACACACCAGAUGAAGCCCUGGUUGUCUGUGGUAAUGUGAAAGUGAUGGGGACAGUGAUGCAUCCAUCUGACAGUCGAGCAAAGAGGAACAUCCAGGAGGUUGACACAAUGGAGCAGCUUCAAAGAAUAGCUCAGAUGAGGCUGGUAGAGUACAAUUAUAGACCUGAAUUUGCAACCAUCAUGGGAAUCGAUUCUCUCCAUGAAACAGGCAUAAUUGCUCAAGAAGUUAGAAAUAUUUUACCACAUGCUGUUAAAGAGACAGGCAAUGUUACAUGCGAUAAUGGAGAGACAAUAGAAAACUUUCUUAUGGUAGAUAAGGACCAGAUCUUUAUGGAAAAUGUGGGUGCUGUGAAACAGCUAUGUAAACUAACAAAUAACCUUGAAAUGAGGAUCGAGGAGCUUGAACUCUGGAACCAAAAGCUUGCCAAAUUAAAACAAAUAAGCAGCUUAAAACACACCACCAGUGAAAGGUCUCCGUCAAGGUACAGCAAGGUCAACCAUGUCCCUCUUCAAAAUAAAACUGUUCCAAGAAAAGCAAAAAAGGUUCCAACCAAGCAACAACAAUGUUCUCGAAGGAUUUUUCACACCACUGUGAUUGCUUUGGUCUCAGUUAUGGCACUUUGUGCUCUCACCAUUUCCACAUUGUAUAUCCUGUAUGUCCAAGAAGAAGCCAUUGAGCGAGACCAAUCACAGAAUAAUUUUACAGAACUUGCAAGCUCAUUAAUGCCUUCAGUUUACACUACAAUGGCUAUAAUUGAAUCUAUGUCUACAACUACUCAACAGCCAUCAGCGGGAGGACAGGAAAUUAGCUUCUGUGAUAUCUUGCCCUGUGAUCAAGAGUAUUGCUGUUCUAUCCAACAAAGCAAGAUGAGAAAUAUCAGUUAUGAGGAAGGGCAGUAUCCAGAAAAAAGAGACCUUAACAAAGCUGCAAUCAAUAGGAGAUGGCAGAAUAAACCAGGAUUUUCAAGUGACUGGACUGACACGUCAGUCAGUUCUAUGCAGAUUGUGGAGAAUCAGCAAGUAAUAAACCAUCACUUCUGUAGAAAAAGCUUGCAGUGUGGGUCUGGUAUUUACUUCUAUGCCAUACCGGUGAAUAAGUACACUCCUACCAAUAUGCGGAUUACUUUAGAGAUCAACACUACAGAACCACUGAUCAUUUACCAGUGUAAGAUUACACUGGGAAACAUCUGCAACCGAGGAACUUACAACAGGAAAAAAAGAGAUCUUUCUCCAGAGUCAACUCAGGGUCUCCAGCAUCACUGGAUUCUCCCAGUAGCUAGGCUGUUUGACAGUGAAUACCAUUUCCGUGUAGCCAUACCGGAUCUUGCAAACUGCUCAACAGAUUCACACUUUGCUGGAAUCCGAUACACAGACUAUUUCUUUUAUUUUUAUCGGGAAUGUAAUUUUUGA
Messenger RNA from Bufo gargarizans (Asiatic toad), 2673 nucleotides. RefSeq names its product myelin regulatory factor like (gene MYRFL). The coding region runs from base 1 to 2673 and encodes 890 amino acids. Gene Ontology annotation, cellular component: endoplasmic reticulum membrane; nucleus. Gene Ontology annotation, molecular function: DNA-binding transcription factor activity; sequence-specific DNA binding. Gene Ontology annotation, biological process: positive regulation of DNA-templated transcription; protein autoprocessing. The record is from RefSeq and is a predicted model, not a curated record. The transcript is spliced from 25 exons. Lineage: Eukaryota; Metazoa; Chordata; Amphibia; Anura; Bufonidae.